Molecule: messenger RNA, 3350 nt
Organism: Leptopilina boulardi
Lineage: Eukaryota; Metazoa; Arthropoda; Insecta; Hymenoptera; Figitidae
Exons: 16
Coding region: 185-3343 (1052 amino acids)
Source: RefSeq, a predicted model, not a curated record
ACAGCUCAAGUGAUGGUUCUUUGAUCUUCGCAACCCUUGUGCAUUGCAGUGUUGCAAUUAAGGUUGAAACUAUAUAUGGACAAUACUAUAUCUCUAACACUGUAAAUCAAAGACUGAACUUUCACCGUAUAAGUAUAGAUCUAAAGUUAUACUGUUUACUCAAGAGUGCAAUUUCCAGUGAAAUAUGGGUUGUGCACCAAGUGGAACGAAUCUGCGUUUGAUGACAACUAAACACACAUUUACAAAAGAGCAAUUAGAUAAUCUCAAUAAUUUUUUUAGGAAAUCUGUUACAAACGUGGAAACUUCUCUAGAUAUUAUUGCCAUUGAAUCAACCGUGGAAAGAUUAGUGCAACGUUUGGUAGCGAGAGUAUGUAAUCUCGACCGCAGAUUCUCAUCCAUGUUCCUCGUUUCGCUCAAUGAACGUCGUAGGAUUAAGCAAUUGAAAUUUGAGUACCUCUUAAGAAUUGACGCUUUGUCAACGCCAGUAAUAAACAGUGAUGAGGAAUCAGCAGUAAAUGUAGAAGAAGAUGCAAGUAUGCCAGGAUUCAUUCGACUUAAAAUUCGAGCAACUGUUGCUGAAAAUUGGGCUGAAUUUUUAGGAUCAGGGGGAAGAAUUCGACGUGAUCUUAUUAAAGCAAAAAUUGCGAAUCUUUUGGCUAUCGCAACUAGACAAGUUGCCAGCGGAUUUGAAAGUUCUGACGAAGAUAGGAUGUCGUUAUUACCGGGUCAAAUAGUCGAUGCAGAAGUUUUGGAUAAAAUUCUAAAGCAACCGGAUCAUUGCAGAAUAUUCUAUGGACCAACAUCUUCGGAAAGUGAAUUUCCCGAAUUACGUGAAAAUCGAGUUGCUAUAGUUGAGGAUUCCAGUGGAAUACUAUUGAGAAUAGGACUUGAAGGUAGUAGCAAAUCCCAGGAUGUCGAAGUGAGGCUCUUGAUUGGUGCUGCGGUUCAAACGUGGUCAACCACCGCUGAUUAUCCUCGACGAGUGCCGCUUUACCACUGCGAUACACUACUUCACUAUUGUGCUGCGCAAACUGGAAUGUUUGCCACAUCUGUAGGUCCAUAUCCGGGAGUACGUUGUGAAGAUCGAGCAACUUUAUGGAGAAUUCGGUUUCCAGCUGCCGAAAAAAUGAUGUCACAACAUUAUUCUGAAGAGAGCAUCCCUUCUUUAACAGAUUCGAUUCUUCAGGAAAUACUCGAUCAGCUGCAAGGCAGAAAGUCAUUGGAUUUUCAUAUAAAGCGAAAAAAAACUUUGAAAAUUGUGAGUCGUCAUAUUGUGCGAACGAUUCAUUGGUGGUCACUUGAACGAGCUGGUCCAGACCCUUUGAGAAGCUGGGCACCGGAAACUUUAUCUCGACAUGUUCUCCUAUGUCUUGAUGAGUUAGUGAGAGCUCUUAAAUGUCAAAAUUUGAGGUGUUACUUCCAUCCCCGAUGUAAUGUGAUGCUUCAAUGUGCAAAAGGUGGAAUUCUUCAUAAUGAUGAUUCUUAUACGUCAGAUUCAAAAAUUGUAGAAGAGUAUUUAUCAUUUUUGCAUACAAAAUCGGGAAUUAUGACAAAUGCGGAAGUAAAUACAGCAGACUUAAUGGAAACUGAAUUAAUUUCUCGAUGGCAAAGAGUUUUGAAUUCAAUUCCAAAGGGUGAAAUGGAAGGAUAUUGUGGUUAUAGUUUAAACCAAUUGGAAUAUUUAAGUUUAGUUGUGCAACAAGUACUUAAAGCUAAGGAUGCGACACUACAGGAAUGUUUCGAUAACUCUCCAUUAUUAAGUUUUCUUGUGUCUCCACCUCAUUCUUUUGAGCCAAUAGACAAUUUAGUUUAUCUCUUGACUUUGGUUCUCAAACAAUCAAGAGAACAGAUUUACGCUGUGAUGGAUCACCGGAAAAAGAAAUGUGCAAGACGUCGAUUACUGAAGGAGCGCAAAACGAACAAUGCUUCCGCUUACUUCGAACGUUCUGUUGACAUUUUAGUUGAAACUGUGAGAAGAGAUCGAGAAACUGCUUAUAUGGAUCUUGAAAAUCAUGCAAUUAUGGCAGAAACACUUUUAAAAUGGCUCUAUUUUGGAAUGGAGCAGGAUAAAAAAACUUUAGGACCAAUUUUAAAACCUUACCUUGGAAACUUGUUCAACUCGUCUCACGAAAAUGCUUGGCACGUCGAAUCAUGGAAAAAGAGACAGGAGAACUGCAACUCGGAAAUGCGUUCAUUGACCAUGUUCUGCAAGCUAGUUACCACGGGAGAGAUAUCGCCUGCUAAUGGAAUUGUCGAAUCCCUUUCUAAGGGCUGGAAUUGGUCAGACGACAUUGCUAGGAUGAUUGAGCGUUCGAAUUCUGGAUUGAAACUGGUCUUUAUAACCACCCAAGGCAUCUUGAGGUUUUGUCUCAAAUUCGAAGAGAAUAAAGGACCAAGUGCAUUUUCAACUUGGAGUAAAGCUCGAAAUAUUAGCAGUGCUGUAAAAAAAGCUACAAUAGCGAAAAUGAAUUUGAUUACAAUUGAAGAAACUUUAUCUGAAUUAAAGAAUGAAUUUGGUUUUGGGGUAAAUCACGUAGAAUUGAGAAAUUUUAGUCCUUUGACCUAUAUCGUUUCGAUUAAUCGUCGACGAGGUCGUCAAAGAGGUCCAGGAGGAUUAAUUUCAGCUCUGGUAACUUUAAAAAAGUUUCGGAUUCUACAAGAAGUUGCACAAGUCCUUCCACAGAAUGAGAAAACGGAAAUGCUUGAUAUGAUUCAAAAAGUAUCUAGAGCAUCUCGCACAAGAAGAAUUAGCUGUCCAGAUUUUUCGGAUACACCUAAAGAAACCUAUACACCAAGAUCGGAAUCAAAUAUAUGUGAUUCACCUCGUCAGUGUUCGCCCAGCAUAAGUCAGAGACGUAUUAUUGCUGAACAUCAGCGACAACUUCAUCGAGAGAUGUUAGAAAUGCAUGACACCUUGACACGAGGUUUGCGAACAAGGAGUCAGCUUCCAGUUUGGGAUUCAUCUUCGAUCGGAUCUUGGAAAUCCUCUGUUCGAUCAAUUCGACAGUUGAAGUCUAGGAGUAAAAUGUGGGAUACUGUGAGAGGGAAAUCUUCAUUGCGAGAUAUUGUAAGUGUAUCGAAAAGUUUUGAAAAGAGUAUAUCAGGAGAGAUGAUAAGUCGUGAGGAAUCACCAAAAUGGAAUACUAUUGAUAGCAGAUGUUCAAUAAAUAAGCGGGAUACCGAUAAUAAACUUCCAUCUUGGGAUGUUUUAGAAGCCAGUCUCAAUGGAAAAUUGCAACGAUAUGAUAAUGUUCAAAAAGAUUUAUAUCCUGAUGAGAAAUCGGAUAUUGAUUAUUUUGUUGAUGAUGUUAAUGAGAAGAAAGAGAAAAUAAAGUAUUUUUAAAAUUGAA